Molecule: messenger RNA, 5229 nt
Organism: Aspergillus mulundensis
Lineage: Eukaryota; Fungi; Ascomycota; Eurotiomycetes; Eurotiales; Aspergillaceae
Gene: csmB
Product: putative chitin synthase
Exons: 4
Coding region: 1-5229 (1742 amino acids)
Cellular component (GO): cell septum; myosin complex; cell periphery
Molecular function (GO): cytoskeletal motor activity; chitin synthase activity; ATP binding
Source: RefSeq, a predicted model, not a curated record
AUGUCGAACCGUUUCUCUGUAUAUUCCACCCAGUCUGCUGGUUUGCCCGGUGGCCGACCAUCGAACCAGAUUUCAACAACAACGUUAUUGAACGCCCUCCACGCACACUACACCUCGGGCCAACCGUACCAACUGGACGCUGGGUCAAGCAUAGUGGUCAACAACUGGCUUACUGCCGCUCAGACAGGGCCCAACGGUCACAAUGGAGGCACGAUAGACCGCGAAUUAGCAGCAAGGGCAUGGGAACACGCUCGACGAAGAGCAGAGGAUGGUUGUAUUGUGCUGAGCUCUACUCACCAGUCGACCCCCUCCGUUUUUGAACCCUUCUUAUCCACGCUUCCGCUCUCCACCCCAAGCGUCACUUACACGGCUCUCUCCGCGCUUAAUCCGUUUCUACGGGCUGUGACGGCCUUCAACCCUUCAUACUCUCUCUACUCUGCCCUCUCCGCCAACUUCACGUUCACACUCAAAGGCGACUUGGUUACGCUCACUUUGGCUCUGUCGACAUCGGGCAUUAACGUGCAAAAAGGCUUGCUUGACAUUCCGACGGAGGCUGGGUAUCGCGCAUUUGAUGUGUUUUACUAUCUAUUGACAUCAUCCUCAACCGCAGCGGAGCGGGAGUUUCUGGCCCUUAAAGAACCCUCCGCGUACGCCUUACUGAACAAGUCGGGAACAUACGAUCCACCUCAUUAUAUUCCCACAGCCGAUGAUGCCGCCGCUGCAGAAGACUUCAGGGCUGCUCUGAAAGCAAUUGGAAUCAAAGGAGCGUCUCUACGAAAUCUGCUGUCUAUUCUCGCCGGGCUUUUGAAGCUUGGCAACACCGCUGGAUUUCUCGUAGACGAGGAGGAGCUUGAGGAGACCUGCGAGGAAGUUGGAGACUUGCUCGGUGUAGACCCGGAAACUAUUCUGCACAAAUGCGCUACCGACGAGCGCGAGCUUCUCAUUUCUGGAAUCUAUGAGGCGUUGGUCGACUGGGUUAUUGGCAAAGCCAAUGAGGCCAUUGCCAGCGAGCUUCAAGAGCUGAGCGCCAGCGGAUCAGGCGGACAGUGGAAUGAUGACGAUACGGUCAGCAUCUCCGUUGUUGAUAUCCCUCGUCCGGGCUUUGGGAAAGCUGUGGCCAUGCGGAACGUGUUUGACGAUAAUCUUGGUAUCAAUGCAGAGAUGAAGGAGGAUGGCGUUCCAGCGCCGCCGGUCGGGCAAGCUGUUACAAAUGAAAUGACAGCCGCAGUGGAACAGUUUGCACCCGAUCUCGGAAUCAGUACAGACCCUGCAAGAGAUUAUGAACUUGACAAGCGACAAGGUGUCUUGGAGAAGGUUGGAAUUGAUCUCGACGCAGAUUCGUUUCUGCGGCAAAUCUUAAUUCCAGUGGAGAGCCAAGGGAUUGCCAUUGGGAAGAAGGGACGGUUCGAUCUUGCCAGCACUCUCGGUAGCAGCAGGGUUUGGCACCAUAUUUCCGUCCACCCCAGCGACGAUCUGCCCGAGACAUUAAAUGCGUCCACGCCCACAUCUGCAUGGACAGCAAGUGUUGUAUCUCGCCAAAUUCGUGAAUGGCGACUUGCUGAAUGGGCAAAUCGCCGUCUCAAACAGUUUGACUUCACCGCCGACUUCGACGUAGACGAGUUUGUCAGCCGCUAUGCUCGGCUAGGCUGCGCCGAAGGCAGAGACGGGGUAGAAAGUUGGUUGAUGGAGCGAGGGUGGACGAACGGCGAUGCCUUUGUCGGCCACCAGCGUAUAUGGAUGAGAGAAAAUGCAUGGUGGGAAGCCGAGACGAUGAUUGAUCUCAAAGCGGAUGAGCCGCCGUCGCAGCACUCGUACAAUUUCAGUAACAGCAUGCUCGACCCCCACUAUGUGAGCACACCAAUGGCCGAAUCGUCGAGCCUUCUCGGCGCCAGCCAAAAUACUUUCCCUCAGCGACAGAGCGCAAUGGCACCCAGCAUCAUGGCCAAGUCCAUCGCGCCGAGUGUACCUGCUAACAUGAACAUGGCCGGUGACUAUGGUCUGGGCAGCAAGGGCGAUGACAAAAAGUGGGACAAUGUGUACUACGAUGGAGACGCUGAAGGGGGAGAUCGCAAGCAUCUUGAAAAGGACGAAGUCACUUUCGGGCGUCGUGCUUGGACUGCUUUUGUUUGGGCGCUUACCUUCUGGAUACCAUCAUUUGUUCUGCGAUACAUUGGACGGAUGAAGCGCCCCGAUGUGCGGAUGGCCUGGCGAGAAAAGCUUGUCCUGGUCCUUUUGAUUCUCCUCUUCAACGGCAUUGUUUGCUUCUAUAUCAUUGCUUUCGGGGAUCUCCUUUGCCCGGGCAAGGACAAGGUUUGGAAUGAAAAGGAAGUUGGCUGGCAUACGACAACCAACAAUUUCUAUGUCAGUAUCCAUGGGUAUGUCUACGAUAUAAGCAAGUUUGCGAAAGUCACGCACGGCACCACAACCUCAGAAGCGACGCCUUCGGAUAUGAAAGAAUUGGCGGGAGAGAUAUUAGACGCUUACUUCCCGCCUCCCUUGACUCGGAUGUGCGGCAACUACGUUGAUGAUCUGUCAAUCAGCCUGCAGAACAAUGACACCGCUGCCACGAAUGACCACCCACUCGCUGUGCAUAAGUCCGGUCCUCGAAACCAACCCGAUACGACUACCAAGAUGCACAACAUUACAUGGUACGAACAAGACUUCUUACCGAAGAUCAACGAGUACUAUAAAGGAAAACUCGUCUGGUCGAAGGACACUGUCAAGAAGCAAGCGGAGGGUGCCAGCCAACGGAAAUGGGUCAUUGCUCACAGCAAAAUCUACGAUCUCACGGAUUACUUCUACACCCUGGACCAGAUGAACUCGGCAGAUUCGUACGACUGGCUCCCUUCUGCCAUCACGGACCUGGUUAAGAACAAUCCUGGCUCAGAUGUUUCGGAUCAAUGGCCGUUGGAAUCGUCUCCUUUCCGCGAAGCCCAGUCCUGUCUGGAUUACGUGUUCUACAAGGGGAAUACGGACUUCCGCGAUGGUCCGAGAUGCACAGUCAACAACUGGAUUCUGCUGGCGUUCACGAUUCUUAUUUGCGCAGUCGUUCUGGUCAAAUUCCUUGCUGCUCUUCAGCUUGGCUCAAAGCGUCGUCCAGCGCCCCAGGACAAAUUCGUGAUCUGCAUGGUUCCUGCCUAUACCGAAGGCGAGGACUCCCUUCGGAAGGGUCUCGACUCGCUCACUGCUCUUCAGUACGACAACAAGAGGAAGCUGAUAUUUGUAAUCUGUGACGGCAUGAUUGUCGGUGGUGGUAACGACCGGCCGACGCCAAAGAUCGUCCUGGACAUUCUCGGAGUCGAUCCCAAGAUCGACCCUCCCGCAUUGCCCGUGAAGUCGAUCGGUCAGGGCAACGAACAGCUGAACUAUGGCAAAGUGUACUCUGGAUUGUACGAAUACGAAGGCAACGUUGUGCCCUACAUCGUCGUUGUCAAGGUCGGCAAGGAGUCCGAGCAGAACAAAUCGAAGCCCGGUAAUAGGGGUAAACGAGACUCUCAGGUCCUACUUCUCAACUUCCUCAGCCGCGUACAUCACCGUGCGCCAAUGUCCCCUCUUGAACUGGAGGUUUUCCACCAGAUCAAUAAUGUCAUUGGUGUCGACCCGGAACUCUAUGAGUACUGUCUAAUGGUAGAUGCGGAUACAAGUGUACGCGAGGACUCCCUGAACCGCCUUGUGGCUGCAUGCGCCAAUGACGCUCGAAUUGCUGGAAUUUGCGGUGAGACAAGUCUUCAAAACGAGGAGCGAAGCUGGUGGACGAUGAUCCAGGUUUAUGAGUACUUCAUUUCCCAUCAUCUGGCCAAGGCUUUCGAGUCUUUGUUUGGCAGCGUUACGUGUCUUCCUGGAUGUUUCUGUAUGUAUCGUCUGCGCACGGCAGAUCGAGGUCGUCCAUUGAUCGUCUCGGAGAAGCUUAUUGAGGAAUAUGCGGACAACAAUGUCGAUACGCUCCACAAGAAGAACUUGCUGUCUCUGGGUGAAGAUCGAUAUCUCACCACACUAAUGACCAAGCACUUCCCCACCAUGUCAUAUAAAUUCAUUCCGGAUGCCUACGCUAGCACGGCAGCGCCUGAGACGUGGUCAGUCCUGCUGUCGCAGCGACGUCGGUGGAUCAACUCCACGGUUCACAACCUGGUUGAAUUGGCGGCGUUGAAAGAUCUUUGCGGAUUCUGUUGUUUCAGUAUGCGUUUCGUUGUUAUGGUUGAUCUCUUGGGAACAAUCAUCCUUCCAGCGACCUGUGUCUACCUCGGAUACUUGAUCUACCGCGUUGCCAGCAAUACUGGACCCUUCCCGAUGAUUUCCAUCAUCAUGCUGGCUGGUAUCUACGGUCUUCAGGCGAUCAUCUUCAUUCUCAAACGCCAGUGGCAACACAUCGGAUGGAUGAUCAUCUAUCUCUGUGCAUACCCCAUCUACAGUUUUGUCCUUCCGAUGUAUUCCUUCUGGAAGCAGGACGACUUCAGUUGGGGUAACACUCGUGUCGUCAUUGAGGAGAAGGGCUCCAAGCGCAUUGUCGCGGUGGACGACGACCAAUUCGACCCUCGCAGUAUCCCUCUCCAGCGCUGGGACGACUAUGCCCUAGCUAACAAUCUUCCCGGGCGCCGAGGUGACUACGCAGUUGCCGGUCAAGAAAAGGGCUUUUACAGCGGUCGCUACAUGGAUGACACUGUCAUGGAAAUGGACGACAUGCACUCGCAAUACUCCUCCGUCAAGCCCGCGUCGACUAUCCUCACUGGCUUCCCCGGACAGGGCCGUCAUUCGUACAUGCCGCCGCAAUCCCCAGCUCCGUUUGGCGGAAACAUCCCCGGUAACCGCAACUCGCACAUGUCCACCUUCUCCCGGUACACAGACCAGCCUCUCCAGGGUAGCAGUCAUCUGCAAGCACGCCCCAUGUCAAUGGGCAAUCUGAGCCAGUUGGAGCACAGUGGCAUGGCCAGUCGGCAGAGUGUCGGGAUGGUCGGGCAAAGCACUGACAACCUCCUUCGUCCCAACUCUCGCAGCCCUGUAGGGUUCGGCUCACGGCCUGCUAGCGCAUUCGAUUUCCGGGCCGGCAUGAACGGUCCUGAUGAGGGUGCCAUCACUGAGGCUAUCCGUAGCUGUCUCGCAGAAGUCGACCUCGACACUGUUACCAAGAAGCAGGUUCGCGCGUUCGUUGAGCAACGACUUCAGACGACGCUUGUUGGUGACAAGCGGGCGUUCCUCGACCGCCAAAUUGAUAACGAGUUGGCGAAUAUGUGA